Molecule: messenger RNA, 3156 nt
Organism: Paramacrobiotus metropolitanus
Lineage: Eukaryota; Metazoa; Tardigrada; Eutardigrada; Parachela; Macrobiotidae
Exons: 4
Coding region: 210-1322 (370 amino acids)
Source: RefSeq, a predicted model, not a curated record
CGCAGUGUUAUCGCUGCCGUUACAACACUAACCGCCGAAAAUGCGCCGAAUGUCUCUUCGGAGAUAAUUUGUACAGCGAACAGGAGAAGGAUACCGUCGUAAGCCGACUGGUUAAUGAAGUCCUUUCCUGUAAUCUGGAUGCGUAUGUCACACUCGGUGAGACGCAUUUCGAGCCGGUAUUCCAGGCCAAACCUUGGCUGCGUAUCAGGAUGAACGAUGCAGCCAGGAAACUCAUAGUCGCCCGCGAACCACAGUGGUGUGAUAUGCCACUGCCUGCCGAUUUGCCAACACAGCCGAAUUAUGUUGCGCCGAUGCAGCUGCCGAUCAGUUAUCCUGCACAAGUGCAGAUGCCGAUGAAUCAGGGAUAUACAACGAAUCCCAUGUCGCCGCAGCAGAUGUUGCAGUACCAGCAAUAUCAGCAGUACCAGUCGACACAGUACCAGCCGGCGCAAUAUGCGCAAUACCAGCAGCAAGCCGAUGCCGCUUUUAAUCAGCCGCAGUAUCAAAGCUAUCGUCAGCAGCACGAGCAGCAGCCGCCGAACAGUGCCGACAGUGCAGGGACUUCUGAUCCCUGGCUGAGAGAGUGCGGUUAUCCGGGAAAUACUGCAUCACAGCAGUAUCAAAGCCGUGCUGCAUCACAGCAGCGUCCAGCCGAAGUGCAGCCCAGCACGUCGCGGGUAAAGCCGGACGCGCGUGUCGGACUGUCAAAACAAAAUCGUGGCAGACAGCGCGGAAAUCAGCCGAAUAUUCGAUCUGCUAAUUAUCAGCAAUCGAAUAUACAGCGUAAGGAGCCGAUUAAACCGCAGACUAAUCCGCCGAAUGAAUCGCAACAGCCGCAACGUGAGAGUAAUUCUCGCAAAUAUCGUGGUAAUCGACGACCACGCCAGCCGACUAUCGACCCGAAUCAAGUAGUGCGCGAUAUAAAGCACUACACAGCCGAUUUUAAUAUUUAUAUCCAUAAGCUCGCUACCGUCGCCGGUAUUACGAAGACUAACGAGCGAGAGAUGAUGUACUUGCGCCGAUUAAUGACGUACGCCGUCGCUAUAUUGGAGAAAACCGGGUUAGGAAACUGUGUGAUGGAAUUUGACUAUUCCACAGUCGAUCUGUCGCGUUCUCUGGAAAUCCGAGAUAUGCAACCAGCCGCCGGAAUAACUUGCGUUCAGUGCUUGAUCGUAAGCAUUUGUUCACGCCGUUUACAUCUGUCGAUAUUGAGGUUAUUUCUCAAUUUCGUAUUUAUGGGGACGCUACGCCGGAAAAAUUCCUUAUGCAGUUUGUACUCCCCCAAGCCGACCCUGCGAAGUUUUAUUUCUUUUGCAAGGUAGCCGAUUUCAUGAAUUAUGAAUUGGACCAACGGGAUAUUAAAUGGGAAACGAUCCCGUAUAAUUCUGGAUUAAAAGCCGCUGUAUUGAACAUGUUGGCCGCGCUACUUGGUAGCCAUAGCGCCCAUAAAGCAAUUUAUGGUGCUAUUAAUCGGCCGGAAUACGCCCAGAUCACUGACUUAAUUGGUAUGCUGGGUGCGCCGUUAACUGAACAGCAAGAAGAGCAGGUGUUAAAAGACACCAUUGCCGCAGCCGGCCCUGUCCACAUGGACACUGACCAGCCGGAGGAAAGCCGUUGUUAUGACGAUAUUGAUGACCGUAUGAAGCGAUAUGGUCAGCGUAAACAACAGUAUGAUAUUGGCCAGAGUUAUAAGAAAAGGCCGCUACCAGAUUCGCCGGAUACUCCUACGGGAAGUAAAACUGUACAGCCGGAGCAGAAAUUCCGUAAUAAUCGGAAUAAACAGUCAGGUGAUCCUGCGACGCCGCAAUUGCGAGUGAUGGGCGGGAAACAGCCUGUCAAGCCGACUCCUCCCAUUACACAGCCGAUUAUUAUUCCUGUAGUCAAGCCGAAUUUGCCAUUGGCAAAAUUCGGGUCUGCUCCAUCGCUGUUGGGCACGACUACGGUCAAGUCCACAGGUACGAGUACUGAGCCGCAUAAAAAUAAGAAUGUUUCACGACCGCCGAAUAAUGGCAAUAAUAAAGCCGCUAAUAAAACGGGUGUUGCAGAAAAAACACAGCAGUUGCCAGCUGUGCCUGCACCUGUGCCGCCGAUCCCAACUGUUCCUGUUGAACAGCGGUCAGCAAUUGCUGCUAAGCCGAAUGAGCAACCAGCGGGUGUUGCAUUGUCGAUUUCCGCCGAAACGCAGCCUGUUAAUGCUGCCCCGCCGAAACGGAAAGUUAACAGACCGAAAUCUGUUAAUACAGAGCCGAGGAGGAAGGACAUCCUUGUCGAGCAUUAUCUGGUAAAAUUACCGAUUUCUCGAAUGUCCGAUGCCGAAUUUGAAUUUUAUAAGACGACGAAGUCUUAUGAAGAUGAAGCCGAACCGAAUUCCGACGAUUAUAAGCGGAAUACGAUCGCGUGUUUACGCAAGAUGAGUGAGUCCGAUAUGAAUAAGGACCAACUUGCGUUUUUUAACCGAUACCGUUACGAAUACCUAGAUGAAUAUCUAGACGAUGCCGAUGUUACUGAACAGCCGCUUAUUCGAUUGCCGCCACCGCAAGGUGAGGAAGAUACCGAAAUAUUCCACGAUACAGUGGAAAGCGUGCCGGCACAAAGUGUGCAGCCGAUGUCUGAGAUAUUAGGCGAUGCUUUACAUGCAGUCGCCGGAGCCGCUAUAGCCGAUUCUAUUUCUGACACUGCUGUCGCUGCCGCUGACGCUGACACCGAUAUGCUGAGCGAUGCGUGAGCGACGAUGCCGAGAUGCUGCUCUGGAGGACAAGUUAUUCUCCAGAAUGAGACGAAUCAUCAUGGAAUGGGAUCUCAUCAAAUUCGCCAAAUUUUUGUGAUUUUUCUAACCUAGUAUAUGCGCCGCAAAUUGUGUUCGGUCGCAUUUUGCUCAUUAUUUUUGUGUUGUUUUGUUUGGUGUGUCCUCGCGGGAGCUCGGUGUUCCCACCCGUGGCAUGCUAGGAGGCCGGUGCCACCACCCACGAUAGUGGGGCUGCGUGGAUGCCGCACCGUCUCUCCGGUCUGUUUUUUCGAUAUUCGACUGUGCAUUAAAAUGCACAGUCUCAUUCCGUGAUUUAGCCUUCUCCCAGCCAAGAAUAUCUUGACUGGUCGACCUGUGUUUUCCUGUUUGCUCCCAUCUGGGCUUAGAUAUCAUCCUGCGGAUGAUUUCAU